AUGAAUAACUUUAUUUGCGAAAUCGUUCUAUCUGUUCAUGAAAAUGAUAAAAUUAAUGUUGAUGGUUUUUUUAUGGUGAAGGAUAAAAGUCGUAAUAAUGCAUUUUAUUGGUAUUGCGAGAGGCGAGAUGAGUUGAGCUGCAAUAGUUAUGUGGUGACCAGACUGGUAAAUGGUCAACAUUAUCUUAGAAGUGCUAAAGAGUAUAACCAUUCGACACAAGCAAGCAGAGUGGAAGUUGUUAAGAUGAUUGCUAGGAUAAAGGAUCAAGUGCAACUAACCAGGGAAAAGCUAGCCCAAGUCUUGCAGACAGUGAUUACUGACAAGCUGUUUUCUUUGGAAGCUUUAAUUAUCCCUGAUCACAUGAAAAGAACUUUAAGUGGGUUGGACUUUUUAAUCCAUAAUUCCAUAGUAGAGAGAAAUGGGUUUUUAAUUUUUACAACCAUAGAUAAUAUUCGUCACUUAAAUCGUUUAAUAUUUUGGAUCAUGGAUGGAACCUUUUGGACAUGUGAGAUCCAAAUAUUCUGGCUUAAAAAUUGUAAUAUGCCACUUCAUUUUUGCUGCAACUAUAAUACACUUUAUGCUCGUGAUCAAGGUGUGGAAAUAUCAAAAUCAGGCAUGGAAGUACCUGCAGCCGCAAUAAAUUCUGUCCAAUUGGAAUUUGAUUUUGUCCAGAGUAAAGGUUGCCACUUUCAUUUUUCACAGUGUAUUUAUCGUAAGGUUCAGGCCUAUGGACUUGCCUCAAGAUAUAGUAUGGAGAAAGAUUUUAGCUUACUAAUAAGAAGUUUUUCUGCUCUCGCCUUUUUACCCCCUUCUGAAAUACCAGCUGCAUAUGAAGAAUUGAAAACUCAUAUUCCAGCCAAAGCUAGGCAUAUUAUUCGUUGGUUUGAAGAAACUUUCAUUUACAGUAGAGUCAGGCACAUGCAUAGAAGUGGAAAUAUCAGUAGGUUGGAUCCAUUGUUCUCUUCAACUUUUUGGUCUGUGUUUAAUAACAUUAAAAUUGCAUAUCCAAGAACGCAGAACUCUGUGGAGGGUUGGCACAGGAGGUGGGAUGUGUUAGUAGGUUGUGCACAUAUGGGGAUUUUUAAAAUUUUAAAAGAAAUCCAGAAAGAACAGAAUAGAGUUGAGCUUGACAUCGAAGCAAUUUUGCGAGGUGCUCUGAGGCCGCCCCAAAGAAGGCAUACCAUUGAGCAUGAGCAACAUAUACAAACAGUGUUUAAUGAUUGUGGUAAUAGAUCUAUCAUUGAGUAUCUUCAUGGGAUUGCCUACAAUCUUGCUUUUUAA
Messenger RNA from Dentiscutata heterogama, 1281 nucleotides. The record is from the annotation of a GenBank genome assembly. Lineage: Eukaryota; Fungi; Glomeromycota; Glomeromycetes; Diversisporales; Gigasporaceae.